AUGGAGGGCGAGAGCGAUAAACAACGGAAUGUGUUGAACCUGGUCGCUGUGUUUGAAGACCACGGCCUAGGCCAGAGCCUCUCCCAGACGGCUGCCAGGCCGCAAGCGGAGGAAGAGAAGGAGGAGCAGCAGCGUCAACAGGGGCUCAGCUUCAAAUGCCUCCGUUCGUUCCGGCACAAGAUCGGUGAGGACAACUGGAGGAGGCAGCAGGGCCCAGGCCGUGAGCCUGGCAGCCAGAGCUGCAUCCCCUCGGGCUGCUGGAGAAAGCUGCUUCUCCCCAUGCAGGAGCCAGAGGAAAAGAAAAUCGCUCUGGAGCUGCUGGAGACAGAGCAGGCUUACGUCAACCGCCUCCACCUUCUCGACCAGAUAUUCUACACAGAGUUGAUGAAAGAAGCCAGAAAUGGGAAGAUGGUCCCAGAGGAGGUGGUGAAAAUGAUCUUCUCUAACAUCUCCUCCAUCUACCAGUUCCACGCCAAGUUCUUCCUGCCAGAGCUGCAGAAGCGCAUGGAGGAUUGGAGCUGCACCCCACGGAUCGGAGAUGUGAUCCAGAAGCUUGCGCCGUUCCUCAAGAUGUACGGUGAGUACGUGAAGAACUUCGACAAGGCCGUGGAGCUCAUCACCGUCUGGUCGGAGAAAUCCCCGCCCUUCCAGGAGCUCAUUGCUGACAUCCAGAAGAGGAAGGUCUGCGCUAACCUAACGCUGCAGCACCACAUGCUGGAACCUGUGCAGAGGAUCCCGCGCUACGAACUCCUCCUGAAAGAUUAUGUCCGAAAACUGCCUCCCGAGUCCCCAGACCGGGACGAUGCAGAGAAGGCCUUGGAGAUGAUUUUCAUGGUGGCCAAGCACUCAAACGCAGCUAUCGCCGAGAUGGAGCGGCUGCAGAACCUCUGGGCAGUCUAUCAGCGGCUGGGCCUCGAGGACGACAUUGUGGAUCCCUCCAACGAGCUGAUCAAGGAGGGACCCAUCCAGAAGAUCUCCACCCGCAACAACAGCACGUCGGAGAAGUACCUGUUCCUGUUCAACAACAUGCUGCUGUACUGCGUGCCCAGGGUCAUCCAGGUGGGCGCUGAGUUCCAGGUCCACCUCCGCAUCGACGUGGACAGCAUGAAGGUGCGGGAGCUGAACGAUGCGCAGUUCCCUCACACCUUCCUGGUCUCGGGAAAGCAGCGGACGCUGGAGCUGCAAGCCAGGUCAGAGGAGGAGAUGGGCGCCUGGAUGAAGGCCUUCCAAGAUGCCAUUGACAGGAAGGAGAAGAGGAGUGAGACCUUCAAGACGGCGGUGCGCGGGCUGGAGAUGGGCAUCCCUGCACUCAAG
This is a messenger RNA of Eurypyga helias (sunbittern), 1314 nucleotides long. It is a transcript of the gene FGD2, whose product is annotated as FYVE, RhoGEF and PH domain containing 2. The record is from RefSeq and is a predicted model, not a curated record. The transcript is spliced from 12 exons. Gene Ontology annotation, biological process: cytoskeleton organization; filopodium assembly. Gene Ontology annotation, cellular component: cytoplasm. Gene Ontology annotation, molecular function: guanyl-nucleotide exchange factor activity. NCBI's taxonomy places the organism in Eukaryota, Metazoa, Chordata, Aves, Eurypygiformes, Eurypygidae. The annotation marks the transcript as partial.